CUUACACAUUGAACACAUCCCCAUUGGCCAGGACUCUUACAUGCCUCUUCCGCAGUCAGACGGCAUUCUCAAGAGCACGUCCAGAAGAUCGUUAAUGCAAGCGGUUAGACGGGGCCCAACUCCGCCGCUCGACUUCAGCUACACUUCAUCCUUCCGUCCUCUGCAUCCAAUCGCAGCUUCUCUCUCCGUCUUACAUUAUUACCCGUGAUACUAUCACCGUUACCCCUGUACUAUUCCAUAAGCUUCCAUCCUCUCAAUGAAAGAAGGUCGUCGACGAAACGGGCUACCAGCCUCUUGCGAACCUUGCCGCAAGUCAAAGGUGCGAUGCGACCACGGCAAACCUGUCUGCAACAAAUGCACGCGCCGGGGCUGGUCGGCACAAUGUUACUACCACCCGGCACCCAUGAGCGCAUCAACAUCCCGCGGCUCUGCGACGAACCAUGACAUCUCGCAGACCUCCGCGCGUUCCGACCUGGCGAAUACGUUGUCUUCGCCUACACCCUCUGCACACCACACCUCCAUCGAUGCCAACGCCAACCUCGUCAGCCCUCCACUCGGCACCCCUCAACCGUAUGAACUCAUUAACAUCAACAAAGACUUGAUGCGCUUCGCCGAUCCGGAAACGCUGCACUCGCCGCGGCUACACGCGUCACUAACCAGAAUGGGUGUGGUAGCGCCUGAGCCGUCAGUUCCCAGCGAGCGAAUGAUCCAUGAUGGUGUACGCUUGCUGAAUUCUGUCCUCGAUCUCGUCUCCGAGGUCGGUCUGUACACGCUUGAGCCCUCAACCGAAGACCAGGACAUCAUGAGAAGCGCUAAUUUUGGUAAAAUUGCCUGGAGAACUACGCAAAUAACUCUGCAAAAGUUGUUGAAGGAUCGCUCUCCUGCGAACCUGGAACGCGAAUGCCGUUCCAUUCUUCAACGCACUUCCCAACCGCCCGUCUUCCCUUCCACGCCUGGACAUGGAGCGCUUCAGGCGGCUUUUUCAGACCUUCGUAUCGAGCACCUCGGGAUUUUCUGUGCAGCGCUUGGUGUCUACCUCGGAGACGACAAAGAUCUAGAAGACAAUUACGCGGCUCACAAAAGCUGGAAAGUGGACCGCAAGACAUUGAUGCAAAUGGCGUAUCAAUGUUGUCGCCAGUGUGAGUCGCUUGCCCACGAGCUCGGUGCAGUGAACGACUUCAGCCUCUGGCUUUCGUUGCUGCUUGUAUUCUUCGGGACUUGGGUAUUUGGGGACGAUUCUCUGGAGGUGUUUGGGCUAAUGGGGAAUAUGACGACGGUAUUCCUCGCUUUAGGAUACCACAAGGGCGUUCCAAGAACUCCAUCCGUUCCACCAUACCUUAUCGAAAUUCGCAGGAAGGCUCUCGCCUUGGCACAUGACCACGACAAGGUCGCCGCCACAUUUACAUCCCGGCCCCCUCGACUUAGCCAUCACUUCUGCGCGAUUGAGCUGCCAUUUGAUCUGAACGAGGAUGUCAUUACCGGCCCAGUGCAAGACUUCGAGGAGGCCGUUGCUAAAUUGAACGGGGAAGGAUGGAGCAUAGAUGACGUCGUCCACCCAGCUACCCGUCAACGCUACGGAUUACUGGUGUCGGCGAUUCGUGAGGAAGCUAUCGAACUUACGAACCAACCUGCAACGCCAGACCUCGAACCCAGAGCCAGACGAGCAUUGGCCAGCCUUUCGUCGGUUUGGGAGUCCCUCCCCGCCCGUGUAAAGGACGAGAAUCAUCCCGCAACGGCCAGAACAACUGAAUCCAAAUUAAUACAGCAAUCUUGUCGACGUCUACACGUCUAUAUCGAAUUCAUGUUACGUGCAUUACUCAGAGACGCCGACGAGAGCGAUCACCGACAACUGAUACUAUGCGCGCACGAAGUCCUCAGCCUAGUCCUCUUGCCUCAGCGGACGCGACAGCUGGGCGAGAGUCGUAGAUCAGACAUGGAAUGGACGCUAGUAUUCUUCGCCAUGCCCUGCGCCAGCGUCCUCAUCCUCGAGCUCCUCCGCCAAGCCCAGAACCCGCACCAGAACCUCGUCGGCAACCGCAGCGGCAUCAUCCAAGACAUCUCCCUCCUGAUCGCGUGCUGCGACUCGCUGACCAAAACCGGGCAGAACAACUACCAGAUCUGCACGCAAGCCAAGUCCAUCUUCGCACGGAGUCUGGACUCCAUCCUGAACCAGCCCGCGGCGGCGCAGUCGAAGACGGACGAGGCGCAGACGGUGCCGCUUGACUAUGGGCAAGCUGCGCCGAUGGGUACGAAGCUGCUGGGCUGGACCCGACUCUGGAGUGGACGGCGUGGUUGGAGAGUGUCGGGUUGCAGGCUGAGCCUUGGCUGGAUUCGAUGACGCAGUGGAUGGAUUUCCCGAUGGAAGGAGCUUCGUAAAGCACGUCGCAUCAAUGGUUUCAAUGAAAGGCCUCUAGCAGUGAGAGUUUGAAGAGAUUCACAUCGACCACAGUGUCUCUUCCUUUUCAUUCACUGCACUACUCUGUGUAAACUUCACGAAGAGAGUACCGUGUCUCCUUCGCUUGAAUACUGCCGUCCUUCCUUCC
This is a messenger RNA of Neohortaea acidophila, 2543 nucleotides long. RefSeq lists its product as uncharacterized. Gene Ontology annotation, molecular function: zinc ion binding; DNA-binding transcription factor activity, RNA polymerase II-specific. The record is from RefSeq and is a predicted model, not a curated record. Gene Ontology annotation, cellular component: nucleus. Lineage: Eukaryota; Fungi; Ascomycota; Dothideomycetes; Mycosphaerellales; Teratosphaeriaceae. The coding region runs from base 257 to 2338 and encodes 693 amino acids. Gene Ontology annotation, biological process: regulation of DNA-templated transcription. The transcript has 5 exons.